CCUGGCUCAGCUUACCUGCCGGGACAAACGGCUGUGAAACCCAACGCCGCGGCGGAGGGACUAGCGCACACAGAGCCAGAGACCACCGCUGUCAGUGAGGGUCACACGGUGACAUGGAGCCCGCUCACCGCGGUCUGGGCCGCUGUGCCUGCGCCUUUUGGCUCGCCGUGGCCUUUGACAUUUUGGGACUGCUCAUACUUCUCCUCGGGGUGUUUGCCAACGUGUUUUUCUACGACUUUCUUAUCUACGCCGGCGCCAUUGUCAUUUUCCUCAGCCUCAUCUGGUGGGUGUUUUGGUACACAGGGAACAUCGAGGUGCCGCCCUCGGAACUGGAGGAUGAUGUCGGGCUGCUGAAGAAGGACAAGGGCAACCUGGGCGGCAUCAGCGGCGCGGUGCGGCGCCUCUCCAGCCGCGUGUCCAACGGCAUCAGGAACUCCUUCCGCAGGAGCGACGGGCCGCCGCGCGCACCGAGGACAGGUGCCAGGGCGAGCGCGCACGCGAGGGUCGCGCAGCAGCGAGAUAAUACACCGGUCGCCCUGGCAACGAUGACCCCGCACGAGGACUCCCCGCACACCGUGUCCGCCGCGGUGGACUGUGACUCAAUGCCGCACACAACAACAGAGACCUUGCCCACCUGAUGUGAAGGUGACUCGCUCCAAACAGUUUACAUCUAAUUACAAUGUAAGCGCACUUUUUAUCAAAUGAAUGAAUGAGGACGACAUCAAAACUUUGGAUAUAUUUUUGUCUCAUAUGAGGGCUAUAGCUCAUUAUUGUAUGCAGUGUGAGAUAAAAUGCCACUACAGCACUUAUAUUUGAAAAUAAAUAAAGGAAGGAAAUUACGACCCUUAAACUGAUUUAAUCCAACUGUGUGUGUAUUUCCCCUUGAGGUUAGAA
Messenger RNA from Myripristis murdjan (pinecone soldierfish), 894 nucleotides. RefSeq names its product transmembrane protein 238. Lineage: Eukaryota; Metazoa; Chordata; Actinopteri; Holocentriformes; Holocentridae. The coding region runs from base 114 to 638 and encodes 174 amino acids. The transcript has a single exon. The record is from RefSeq and is a predicted model, not a curated record.